Molecule: messenger RNA, 2053 nt
Organism: Chironomus riparius
Lineage: Eukaryota; Metazoa; Arthropoda; Insecta; Diptera; Chironomidae
Source: the annotation of a GenBank genome assembly
GGAAUUUCCCAUUACACGUAUCAUUUUUUUAAUGUCAAAAUAUUCAAGAAAGAAUUGUUAAUUAUAGCAUUAUUUAAGUUAUAUCUGGUGUUUUUAAGUAUAUUAAACUAUGGAGUCUCCACCGAAAACAGAUAUUGAUGUUAUUUUCAAUCGAUUGAGGUCUUUACCGUAUAAUAAAGUUUGUUUCGAUUGUAAUGCUAAGAAUCCAACUUGGUCAUCUAUAACUUAUGGAGUUUUCAUCUGCAUCGAUUGCUCUGCUGUCCAUAGAUCUUUAGGAGUUCAUUUAACUUUUGUGAGGUCUACGAACCUCGACACUAAUUGGAAUUGGCUGCAAUUACGUCAAAUGCAAGUGGGUGGAAAUGCCAAUGCAAGCUCAUUCUUUCGACAACAUAACUGUGUCACAACCGAUGCCCAGCAAAAAUAUAAUUCCCGUGCUGCUCAAUUGUAUAAAGAUAAAUUAACACAUCUUGCACAACAAGCUUGUAAAUUGCACGGAACUACUCUCCACAUAAAUGAGCCACAUUAUCAUCAUGAGGAACAACAGGAACAAGAACAUGAUUUCUUUGCUCAUGUUGAAAACGAGCAUUUAACUUUAAAUAAUGUCCAACUUGAAAGAAGUGAAGUGGUUGAAUCAGCAAAGCCAGUGACAACACCGUAUGUCCAUUAUGAUGGUGCAGAACCAAGUGUUGACUUUUUAAGUUCAAAUGUUACGGAAUCGACUAAAUCAUCAAUUGGAGUACGAAAAAUUCAGCCUAAAAAGUCAGGUUUGGGAGCUAAAAAGACAUUAGGAGCAACAAAAGUUAAGACGAAUUUUGCUGAUAUUGAACAACGUGCCAAUUUAGCUGAUCAGUCAAAGGAACCAGUUAUUGAGAAGAAAAUGACAGAACAGGAAGAAACUGAGACAAUGAAUAGCGUUCGAUUAGCGUACCAAGAUCUAUCGCUGAAAAAACAAAAGGAAGAAGAUCGUUUGAAAAUCCUCGAUCCAAAUAAAGCAAAACAAGUCGAACGUCUUGGAAUGGGAUUUAAUCAUCGUGGUGGAGUAUCGCAUUCAAUGCUUACAGAUAUGCAGACUAUCAAUCAAGAUAUUGCACCAAGUAACAUGAAGACUACGAAAUCUUUUGAGAAAUCAUUUGAUCGUGACAAUAAUAGUUCUAAAGAUGACAUGUUUGAUGACUAUUCAAUGUAUAGCUCAACAACGUCAAGUAAUAGCAACAAGCAAGAUUAUCGUGAUGCAAUUAUGAUGGGUUUUGAACCUAUAGACUCUAAACAAAAUGUAUAUUCCAUGUUUUCGCCAUCAUCUAAUGACAAAGAAAGCACUAGCAAAAACACAUCCGUUAGUCGACAACCAACAUCCAGCAAAAGUAGUAGCUCGAAAUCAUCUAAACCAUCGCCAUCUGACAGUUUUGAUUCUGAAUCAAUUCAAAAAAAGUUUGCUGGCGCUAAAGGAAUUUCAUCAGAUCAGUUUUUCGGAAAUGAGCAAUCGGCUGAAAAAUCUAGUAAUUUGUCUAAAUUUCAAGAUUCAACGUCCAUUUCGUCUGCUGAUUACUUUGGUGAUGGAACACAGGCUGCUAAAAGAAGCUCUCGUAUGGAAUUUCACAGUCCAGACCUCGAUUUGGACGAUGUCAAGGACUCGAUAAGGACUGGCGUUCAUAAAGUAGCCGGAAGAAUUAGUUCAUUAGCUAAUAAUGUAAACAGCUACAUACAAGAUAAAUAUGGACACUAGAAUGUUAUCAUUGUUGCUUAUGAAUAUAUGUUAUAUUAUAAAAUAAUUCGGAAACGAUUCACAAUAAGAAUUCUGAGAGUAGGGACAUUCUAUACAUUCAUAAUUUUAUAUGAUUAAGUUUCCAUUUAGACCAUAUGCACAUAAAGUUUGGGUAUAUAUGAAAAGAAAAACUAUCCGAAUUUGCUGUUAAAAUCAAAAUUAUUUCUCAAGAUCUUAAAAGCAUGUAGCACUGAUGUUUUUAAAAAACUUCUCAAUCGACAGUAACUGUAGAUUCACAUUUAACAAAAAUCCAAUAACCUUUUGUAUAAAAUAAUUAAAUGUAGUGUCUAA